CCAGCUACUUGUGGGCUAAAGCUGCCCACUUUAAUUGCAACAUCAUAGCUUAACACUAAAGAGAACUUCACUCCUCAAAAACGACUUUCUAGAGAAACAUCAUGACCUUCUUUCUUCUGCUGGGGGCUCUGCUACCACAAGUGACCCUAACAGCGUAUGUAAAUGUGGGUAUAGUGAACGGUACAGAAGCAAAGGCACAUUCAAGACCCUACAUGGUUUCUGUUCAGAGAAAUAAGCAACACAUGUGCGGCGGCUUCCUCGUGUCUGAACAGUUUGUCAUAACGGCUGCACACUGCUUUAAAGACUUUAAGAUGACGGUUGUGGUUGGAGCUCAUGAUCACAGACACGGUUCUGACCACAUAGCUGUGAAGUUCUUCCACAUCCAUCCUGGAUAUGACUCAAAAGCUCUGAUAAAUGACAUCAUGAUACUUCAGCUCAAUGGAACAACCAAAAACAGAAAAAACGCCAAACCCAUCUCCAUACCAAAUAAAGAACAGGACAUCAAGGCCAAGUCUAAAUGCAGUGUUGCAGGCUGGGGAGCAACAACCAGCAACGGUUCUGGAACUGAUCGUCUUAUGGAGGUUGAUGUCACCGUCAUUGACACGAAAGCAUGUCAGAAGAAAUGGAAUGAAAGAUCCUCAAGGAUAGUAUGUGCACUUAGUCCUGGAGGAUUUUGUCAGGGAGAUUCUGGAGGUCCUCUGGUGUGUAAUGGCACUGCUGUUGGUGUCGUUUCAUUCUACGAGAAAAACAACUGCGACAAACCAACAAGGCCAAACGUCUACACCAAGAUUUCCUCAUUUCUGCCCUGGAUUAAAGCUAUAAUAGUAUGAACUAAGAGCUUGGCUAAUAAAGUGUAUUACAUUGCCGUGUGUAUACAAAUAAACUUGCCUUUUCAUCAGCA
Molecule: messenger RNA, 901 nt
Organism: Triplophysa dalaica
Lineage: Eukaryota; Metazoa; Chordata; Actinopteri; Cypriniformes; Nemacheilidae
Product: mast cell protease 1A-like
Exons: 5
Coding region: 102-830 (242 amino acids)
Biological process (GO): proteolysis
Molecular function (GO): serine-type endopeptidase activity
Source: RefSeq, a predicted model, not a curated record